GAGCGAUAAUAUUGUAUAUAUGAAAUAGUUGUUCCCGCAAAAGAAGAGAAGAGAAGAGAAUGGAGAUGGUAGGAAAGGUUUGUCUUCCUCUACUACUCCCAUAUCCACCACCCUCCACUUCUAGACCCUCAAUUGCCACUGUUGUUAAUGACUUCAAUUCUACUUCACACUCCCGUACUCGUUUACAUAUCGGCAAGUCCUCUUCCGACCCCAACUCCGGUAAGCCAUGGUGCAAUCAUCACCUUUCUUCUUCAGGUCAGCAUAUUCUCAAUGCCUUACUUCACUCUUCCACAGUUGAUUCCAUUCACCUCGACCAUAUUUUGGGUCCCCUUUUCAUCCAACCACAUCCACAUCCCACUCAUUUAUCUCGUGAUAUUCUCGCUAUUAUUAAGGCUUUAGGGUUUAGAAAAAAAACUGAACUCGCCUUGUCCGUCUUUGACUGGGUUCGCAACCACCACGGUUGUUCCAAUCUUUUGACUGGUUCUGCAAUUGCCGUCAUAGUUAACAUUCUUGGCAAAGCGGGUCGGGUCUCAUCCGCUGCUUCCUUGCUCCGAACUCUUGAAAACGACGGGUUUGAGAUUGACGUUUAUGCUUAUACUUGUUUGAUAACUGCUUAUGCUAGUAAAGGUAGGUAUAACGAUGCCGUUUCUGUGUUCAACAAGAUGCAAAGAGAUGGCUGCACCCCCACUCUCAUUACUUAUAAUUCCAUUUUGAAUGUUUAUGGAAAAAUGGGAAUGCCUUGGUUUCGUGUUACUUCUCUUGUUGAAUCUAUGAAAACAAAUGGAGUUGCUCCUGAUUUGUACACUUACAAUACCCUUAUAACUUGUUGUCGUUGCGGUUCUCUAUACAAGGAAGCUGUCAAUGUGUUGGAUAUGAUUAAGUCAGCUGGAUUUGUCCCUGACAGGGUUACAUAUAAUGCAUUGUUGGAUGUUUUUGCAAAAUCGAGGCGCCCGGAAGAGGCACUGCAGGUUCUUAAAGACAUGGAGAGUAAUGGCUUCUCUCCUACUGCGGUUACUUAUAAUUCAUUGAUAUCUGCUCAUGUUAGAGGUGGUUUGUUGGAGGAAGCAUCCCGACUUAAAAUUCAAAUGGUGGAGAAAGGGAUUAAGCCGGAUGUUUUUACCUACACCACACUUUUUUCGGGGUUUGAGAAGGCGGGGAAAGAUGAGUUUGCUUUUAAAGUCUAUGAAGAAAUGAAAGCGGAGGGAUGCAAACCAAAUAUUUGCACCUUUAAUGCUCUUAUCAAGAUGCAUGGUAAACGAGGAAAAUUUGUGAAAAUGAUGAAUGUUUUUGAGGAUAUUAAGGAAUGUGGGUGUUCCCCUGAUAUUGUUACUUGGAACACACUUUUGGCUGUGUUUGGACAGAACGAAAUGGACUCUGAGGUAGCAGGAGUAUUUAAAGAGAUGAAGAGAUCGGGGUUUGUGCCAGAGAGGGACACCUUCAACACGCUAAUUAGUGCAUACAGCAGAUGUGGUUCUAUCGAUCAAGCAAUGUCUGUUUAUAAAAGCAUGUUGGAAGCUGGAGUGGCUCCUGAUCUGUCUACCUAUAAUGCUGUUUUAGCCGCCUUGGCUCGAGGAGGCUUUUGGGAACAAUCCGAAAAAAUUAUUGCCGAAAUGAAGGAUGGUUGGUGUAAACCUAAUGAGCUAACAUACUCUUCUCUACUAAAUGCCUAUGCCAAUGGUAAGGAGAUUGAAAAGAUGAAAGCUCUUGGUGAGGAGAUUUACUCUGGCUCUAUUGAAACACAUCCUGUUCUGUUGAAGACCCUUGUUCUAGUAAGUAGCAAGUGUGAUCUCCUAACGGAAACAGAACGCGCUUUUUUUGAAUUAAGGAGAAUAGGAAUUUCACCUGGCAUAACUACUCUGAAUGCAAUGAUUUCAAUAUAUGGCAGGAAGCAGGUGGUGUCCAAGGCCAAUGAGAUUUUGAACUUCAUGUACGAGAACGGUUUUACUCCAAGUUUGACUACAUAUAAUAGCUUGAUGUAUAUGUACAGCCGUUCUGAAAAGUUUCAAAAAUCAGAAGAAAUUUUAAGGGAAGUUCUGAAGAAAGGUAUGAAACCAGAUAAAAUUUCAUAUAAUACUGUUAUUUACGCAUAUUGCAGAAAUGGUAGGAUGAAGGACGCUUUGAGGAUAUUUUCUGAAAUGAAAGAGUCUGCACUUGUUCCCAAUGUUGUAACUUACAACACAUUUGUUGCAACAUAUGCUGCUGACUCAAUGUUUGUUGAGGCUGUUAAUGUUAUUCGAUACAUGAUCAAGCAGGGAUGUAAGCCAGACCACUAUACUUAUAACUCCAUCGUUGAUUGGUAUUGUAGGCACAAUCGGCAAGAUGAGGCAAACAGUUUUGUGAAAAACCUUGGCAAUAUUGACCCACAUGUUUCCAAGGAGGAGAAAAGUAGGUUACUAGAAAUAAUGGCAAGAGAAUUGCCAUGAGUUUGUGGAUGAUUUGCUUGAGGAUGUACUAGAAUUUGGAAUAUUAUGUUAGGUAUAAUAUUUGGGUACGGAGUUUGGUAGUUCACCCAAUGUAGUAGUAAAUGGAGGGUGUUCCUUUAGUGCAAUUUAUUUGAAGAAAAAGGUAGCAGUAUGUCUGCUCAUGGAUGCUUGCUGGUUAGGUUGUACAUAAAGAUGGGAAAUUAAAGAACAGAUAAAGAAGGAAGAGGGGUUGGUGUCAACUAUCAAUACUGUGUAGAUAGUAAACUGUAUAGCAAUGCAUUCGAGAAAAGAAAAGGUGCAGCAAAAACUGCUCUUAUGUUUUGUCAUGUAGUCAUGUAACCAGAACAACAUAUAUUGAUUAUAUGUUUUUGUUUUAGGAGCUUUAUUAGAGAUUAUUCCUGCAGGCAUGUGUGAUGUCUGAGUGCAUUUCAUGCUUGUUGUUUUAAACUUAUAGAAAGUGUCUUUUAUCAAGCUCUGUGUUGUGGUAACUAUUUACUAGUUUUAUGUUGUCAAGCUCUGUUUUUUGGUUACUAGUUUCAUGUUUUUGUCUUUUGUAACUCAUUAAAAUUCUCAAUUAAUGGAAUGGCAUGAAAUCAUCACUCCUGAUUAA
This is a messenger RNA of Cicer arietinum (chickpea), 3033 nucleotides long. RefSeq lists its product as uncharacterized. Gene Ontology annotation, molecular function: protein binding. The record is from RefSeq and is a predicted model, not a curated record. Lineage: Eukaryota; Viridiplantae; Streptophyta; Magnoliopsida; Fabales; Fabaceae.